AUGCCUCGCGAUCCCCUCAUCGGGCUGGUAGGCAAGCCCUCUGCCGGCAAGAGCAGCACGCUCAACAGCUUAACAGAUGCUUCCUCCAAAGUUGGUCAAUUUACCACCAUUGAUCCUCAGCGAGCGAUAGGAUACCUCCAGAUCGACUGCGCCUGCGCGCGCUUCAAGCUAUCAGAUAAAUGCAAGCCCAACUACGGAUCUUGCGUUGACGGCCGACGGUCUGUACCGAUUGAGCUUCUCGAUGUUGCGGGAUUAGUUCCUGGUGCUCAUCAGGGCCGCGGCCUGGGAAACAAAUUCUUGGACGAUCUGCGACAUGCCGAUGCGCUUAUUCACGUCGUCGAUGCGUCCGGAACUGUCGAUGCGGAGGGCAAGGAGACGAGAGGCUACGAUCCUUCUGUUGAUAUCGCCUGGCUGCGCAGUGAGAUUGUUGCAUGGAUCUUGGGUAAUCUGAUGACGAAAUGGGGAGGCAUCAAGAGACGGCAUAUCGCAGUCAAGGCAACGGCUGUCGAGACAUUACAGAAUCAGUUUUCCGGUUACGGAUCCACCCCCGUAACGGUACAGCGGACAAUGGAUCGGUCAGGCGUGAAGGAGCCGCUGGAAGAGUGGUCCGACGAAACAGUUGAACACAUUGUCAACUGCUUCAUCGACGAAAAGUUCCCGACAGUGAUCGCACUAAACAAGAUCGACCACCCCGACGCAGAUAAGAACAUUGCCAAGAUUGCCAAGAUGCAAGACCCGAAUGCGGUUGUUCUCUGUUCAGCCAUUUCAGAAAUCUUCCUAAGGAAGAUGGCGAAGCAAGGGUACAUUAAAUACGUCGAGGGAAGCGAAUUUAUCGACACGAGAGAGGAUCUCAUCGAGCAAGGCGAUCCUACAGGCGGUGGCCUCAAAGAACUUGACGAGAAGAACCGAAACCGGAUAGAGAAUCUAAAGGAUAUGGUUCUGUACCGGUUCGGAUCUACGGGUGUCGUGCAAGUGCUGUCCAAGGCAGCUGAACUGCUCGGCCUAGUACCCGUUUUCCCCGUCCGAAACACGACAACUUUUAGCUCUGGAGCGUCCGAAUCCAAAUUUGUCUUUAGGGAUUGCGUGCUAGUGAAGAAGGGGUUAACGGUGGGUGAUGUUGCUCGCAAAGUGAUGGGCGAUGCGCCGAUUGCAUUUGUGGAAGGAGUUGGAAACAUGAGGGUAUCUGAAGAUGAUGUCGUUGCCGUGGGAAAGAAUGAUGUUCUAUCAUUCAAGGUUGGACGGACAUGA
Trichoderma virens Gv29-8 is the source of this 1248-nucleotide messenger RNA. RefSeq lists its product as uncharacterized. The record is from RefSeq and is a predicted model, not a curated record. Gene Ontology annotation, cellular component: cytoplasm. Lineage: Eukaryota; Fungi; Ascomycota; Sordariomycetes; Hypocreales; Hypocreaceae. The coding region runs from base 1 to 1248 and encodes 415 amino acids. Gene Ontology annotation, molecular function: ATP hydrolysis activity; GTP binding. The transcript is spliced from 3 exons.